CCAAAGACAAGGAGACCUGGUGAAGCUACACCCAUCACGAGCACAAGAGUCCUAACGUGCUGUUGAAGUCAUGAGGCGAGACCACAUCCUAACCUUUGCUGUGCUGUGUGUCUUCCAUGCUUGGACUCUGGGUGUGGACUCAAAUAUGAUUUCUCCCCGACUGAAUCGUCGCAAUCCUGGCCAAAUACGCCUUGACAUGGCCCCUGACUCUAUCGAUGACUCCUACGAUGGCUGCAGGAAGAAUAUGCUCUGUGAGGUGACAAAAAAAUUCCUACCAGAGGAGAAAAAUACUGACAGUAAAUUCAAAGUUGCUUGGGACGACGCUAUGACACAAUAUGGCAACAACUAUAAAUCUAACAUUCAACAACUGUCUAAUGACCAUUUAAGGGCAAUUCAUGUGUAUGUGAAUCCACAACGGAUGAUUUAUGCGCAAUUCAAUGAAGCCACUCGUACCCUAGGGAAUAGCUACAAGACAGAUUUUAAGUAUCACUCCUUGCAUUUCCUGUUGUCUGAUGCCUUACGUAUUCUUAAUGAAGCCCAGGGAAAACAGUGUGUAAAAAGCUUCCGUGGAGCCGCUGUAGCUUACCAAGGAGACAAAGAUGACACAAUGCGAUUUGGCCAAUUUACUUCAUCAACUACCGACGAGCUUGUGGCUAAAAUAUAUGCAAAUUGGAAGACCUGUUUUAAGAUCACUACCUGUUAUGGUGCUUCUCUGGCAGAUUUUUCUCAAGUGGAAGCUGAAAAGGAGGUGUUGAUUCCCCCAUAUGAGGUUUUCAAAAUUGCUAAGGUGACCAAGAAUAAAGUAUUGGAAGACAAGGACAAAGAUAUUAAGAGUGAAUGUGAGAUUGUCUAUGAACUAGAGAGCACAAAAACCAAAAGUGACAGGAAUUGCGAUAUUGUCGAAAAAGACUCAACAAAGAAAAUGUGUAACACCAUGUGACACGUGACAUGUUACAUUUCUUGGUCGAGUUCCAGGCCAAAUUCAUUGCAGACGUUGCAUUGCAUCAACCAAUGGUCGGUGCCACCUCUUCGACUGCACAGUCAGGCAUCAGAUUGCUAUAACAUUUAAUCUGUUUAGUUGAUACGUUAAACACCUACCCAAUCGUUGUGAGAUCUGGCAGGCGUCUGUGAUGUAGUCAGGCUGGAACACCAUCCAUCUUUUACCCAGGUUCAUGUGUGUUUCCAGGUGCAGCUUAUUGCAAUCACUAACUGUAAGUCGCUCUGGAUAAGAGCGUCUGCUAAAUGACUAAAAAAAAUUAAAAAAUGGCGGGGCUUGGCUGCUAAAUACCAGGCUGUUGGGUCAGUCUUGUUCUCCCCACGCUGUGUGAAGGUUGGUGUGCCUUGUGAGGAUGGAAGUGGUGACGGUCCUUUAAUUAAUUUGUAAGUAUCUGGGGGGCGGUUUCCCAGACACAGAGAUUCUUCAAGGAUAGGUCUUAAUCUG
Coregonus clupeaformis (lake whitefish) is the source of this 1441-nucleotide messenger RNA. RefSeq names its product erythroblast NAD(P)(+)--arginine ADP-ribosyltransferase. Bases 71 to 940 code for a protein of 289 amino acids. The record is from RefSeq and is a predicted model, not a curated record. The transcript has 3 exons. Gene Ontology annotation, molecular function: NAD+ poly-ADP-ribosyltransferase activity; NAD+-protein-arginine ADP-ribosyltransferase activity. Lineage: Eukaryota; Metazoa; Chordata; Actinopteri; Salmoniformes; Salmonidae.